This is a messenger RNA of Urocitellus parryii (Arctic ground squirrel), 804 nucleotides long. RefSeq names its product cerberus 1, DAN family BMP antagonist (gene Cer1). The record is from RefSeq and is a predicted model, not a curated record. Lineage: Eukaryota; Metazoa; Chordata; Mammalia; Rodentia; Sciuridae.
AUGCAUCUGCUUUUACUUCAAUUGCUUGUGCUCCUGCCUCUGGGGAAGGCUGGCUGGCGCCUGGAUGACCGUGGAAGUCACAGUUCUCUUUCCCUCCUGCUCCUAGAAAGGAGCCGCCGAGAACUCUCCACCAGCAACCAAGAGGAAGCUGAGGACAAGCCGGAUCUGUUUGUUGCAGUGCCACACCUGAUAGGCACCAGCCUGGCAGUGGAAGACCAGAGGCAGAAAGAGAAGAUGCUGUCCAUGUUUGGCAGGAUCUGGAAGAAGUCUGAGAGAGAACUGUACCCUCUUGGGGACUUAGAAAAUGAGUACUCCCCACCUGGGACCCAGGCCCUCCCUCAGCCAAUGGAAAGGAAGAAAAUAGAGAAGUCUCCUCUUCGAGAAGAAGCCAAGAAAUUCUGGCACCACUUCAUGUUCAGAAAAGGUCCAGCCUCUCAAGGGGUCAUCUUGCCCAUCAAAAGCCAUGAAGUACAUUGGGAGACCUGUAGGACAGUGCCCUUCAGCCAGACCAUCACCCAUGAAGACUGUGAAAAAGUCGUUGUUCAGAAUAACCUUUGCUUUGGGAAGUGCGGGUCUGUUCAUUUUCCUGGAGUGACGCCGCACCCCCAUACCUUCUGCUCCCACUGCUCACCUGCUAAGUUCACCACAGUGCACUUGCAGCUGAACUGCACUGGCCUUGCUCCCGUGAUCAAGGUAGUGAUGCAGGUGGAGGAGUGCCAGUGUGCRGUGACGACAGAGCAUGGAGACGGACACCCCCUUCAGGCUGGCUCCCAGGAUUCAUUUAUCCCAGAGGUUUCAACUUAA